CCAGUCAAAUCAAUUAUCCAAGCAAUCUUUUCCAAUGUAAUCCAGUCUAGUCCAGUCCAGUCUAGUCCAGCCUAGUCCAGUCAAAUCAAUUAUCCAAGCAGUCUUUUCCAAUGUAAUCCAGUCUAGUCCAGUCAAAUCAAUUAUCCAAGCAGUCUUUUCUAAUGUAAUCCAGUCUAAUCCACUCAAUCCACAUAGUCACAGCACAAUUGCAGUUAGAAUCAAUUUUAAUGAGAGAUUUGCAGAUGAAUCAAAACUGUGUGAAAGCAGGUUCUAUGUCAGGAAACAACAAGCAGGACACACAGGACAUGUCAGGAGAACAGGACAAAAUUCUCCUGUCCAAGAACUAAGGAACAUGAAGGUGUAAAUAUGCAAACUAAUUAAGAGACAAACUGAAAACAGAGAGAGAGGUUGCAGGGCAUGGCAUUCAGGCCAAAAUCUGGUGGUGGAGCCUCAGGUCCUUAACAUACCUGACAUAUUGAUCAUCAUCUCAACAUAAGCAGCAUGUUUUAUUUAUUUAUUUUUUUAUUGUUUAUGUUUUUAUAUUGUUAAAUCUGACCUACUUAAUUUUUCUAGGGUUUCAUAUGUUUGCUUUCUCCAAGGUCUGAAAAUCUCCUGAGCCAUUCACAAGACACACAUGUUGCUCAACUGAACACUGCUUUAUUACCAUUUGCGCUUUAUUACCAUUGAUGCAAUUCCAAAAAAGACAUACUUCAUUUUCAUUCAUUCAUGCACAAGCAACAUUUAUGUAUGGUAAAGUACCUAAAUGAUGUGUUCCAAGCAUAUUUAUGAAAACAUUUAAAAUAAUUAAAUAUAUUUAGAGUAUUUAGAAUUAAUGAUAAGGAAUGUGCAAUUGUGUCCUUGUGCAAUUGUACAUUUACACACUGCAGCCUCGUGUGUGUUCACAGUUCUGUGGAUUAUGCUGGCGGGGGACAUGAGGGUGUUUGUCUACCUGAGAAGGGGGUGGAAUGAGUGGUGGGCAGGAGGAAAGGGUGUGAUGAAGGCCACAGCUCUAGGAUAGAAACUCUUGGUGCUGGACCUGAUUGCCUUGAAACAUUUUCCAGAUGGAAGCAGUUCGAACAAUGAAUUGCCUGGAUGAGUCUUAUCCAUGCUAAUGCUGGUGGCCUUCUUCUUCAGUCUGCAGGCAUAGUCAGUAAAGUUAGCUUAGGUGGUUCAAGCCCAAUGAUAUGCUGGGCUGACUUUAUAGUUACAGAGUUAGUGAGGAUGCAUAUGAUGGUGCUUCUGUAAAAAUUGAGCAUCAGUUUGUGAGCUGUGCCUUCUUCGACUUCUUGAGGAAGAAGAGUUUGGCAAGUCUUAUUACAGAAGCAUCCAUUGUACUGCUUCUAAAGUUAAAGUUCAAGUCAAGGACAGGUAGACUGUUGUUAUUAGUGUAGUAGUGUUGUUCCUGUGGGACAAAUGUAGAUAAAUUGUCUGAGAGAAUCCAUUUAUUGUUAAGGCACAUUGAUAAAUGUUUGGACAUCAGGUUCAUUCCAUGUCAAAACUAAACUUGUAAUUCAAAAUGCAUUAAUCAGCCAUGAGUUUAGAAUAAUUUAUAUAGAAUAGGGAUGGUGACUCAUACCCAUGAUGUCUCAACACCAAAUGAGAAUGUUUCAAAGUGUAAAAUGUUAAAAAAAAAAAAAAGCAAACAUGAUAGGAAUAAUAUGCCCAUUUUCAUAUAUGCUUUAUAUUAAAGUUGAAUUAUAAUGGGAAAAGUAGAAUAAAAUUGCAUCUGGGAAAGUCCCAAACUUUCCAAGAAAGAAAUCUGCAUUCAUUCAGUCUAAAGAUUUGCCUUUUUCUUUCUUUAGACUGAACAAGGCUGAUCAAUGUGGUGAUUGAAGACUGAAAUAUACAUUAUAGGAAGAUCCUUUUAUUUUAUUUUUCAUCAAAUGUGUUAAAAGAGGACUUUACAAAUUUGGGGUGUGGGCCUAACAGAUGAGACCAAGCUAGGAGUAAGAUACAGACUUGCACAAUGAUUGCAUAUGAAAACACAUGAAAAUAAAUUACUAUUAAAAUGAUUCAACGUAACAUGGAGCUGAUUUAAUGAUGCUAAGAUGUGGAAAAAAAAAAGAAACCUGAAGCAUGGUGUAAAACUUUUUUCCGUCAGCAGUCACUUUGACAUUAUCAGUAAAGAAUAACACCUCAUAUCUCUUUAGCCUACAAACCUGUAUAAACAUCAGUGAUGAAGAUAGACUGUCUUGUGUGUACCCACUCACACAUAUAUUCUCAGACAUAUUUACACACAUGCACUUAUACAAAGGCUUCAACCUACCAACUGAUGUGUUUUUCUCCUUCUCCUAUAAAGAUAUAAAGUUAGUUCUUAUUGUGCAAUAACCACAAUCAUCCCAUCAUCUGCAUUCUGAUUAUUCUUCCUCAUCUCUGAUGCUACCAUCAACCAGACACUUUUAUGGCUUUAUGAUUUAACCUUCAUUUCAUUUAGAGAGGCCGAGCUCUAUCUGAAUGGACACAGCAUCCUGAAAACCUCAAUUAUUCUGAAUCAUUUCACUAAAGGGAGCUGAUGCCGCCUUCCCGUUGUCGUUUGCACUGAAGGCAAUUAAGGCCGGACCGGGUUGCACAAAUGUCAUCCUGUUCCAUUACUGCUGCCUGAGCAGCCACUCGGUCCGCUUCAACAUCAAAUCAAGCCAAGCCCAUCAACACACCUACCAGCCACCUUUCCACACAGACCUACUGUACACCCCCAGCUUUCCACUGGCUUGACAUCAUUUUGUUGUUUUUGCCUUCACAAAAUUUCUCUCUCUCUCCCUCUCUUUCUCUCUCUCUCUCUCUCUCUCUCUCUCUCUCUCUCUCUCUCUCUCUCUCUCUCUCUCUCUCUCUCUCUCUCUCUCUCUCUCUCUCUCUCUCUGAUUAAGGUAUAUUUAGAAACAGUAUCACUUUGGAUUAUAUCCGUCAACAUCUCUACGUAUGGGUUGAAUAGAUGACCAGCAACCAGGGACAUUUACGAGUCUUUCUCAUCUCCAGUACAAGCAAGGAUGAAGCCCAUUUCUGUGUUUGACUGCAUCUCCUUAACCGUGUAUUCCUUCACCUUCCUGCUCGGCCUCCCUGCUAACCUCCUCGUCCUCUUUGUCUAUGUGCGUAAAGCUCAAAAACAUGGCGCUACACCUAAUGUGGUCUAUACUAUCAACCUGUGCUUAUCCAAUUUGGUCCUGGUUGCCUGGAUGCCUGUAAAAUCUGCCUACACAGUUCUUGAUAUAUGGAUCCUACCAGAGUUGCUCUGUCCGAUUUACAACUUCUUUGUUGUGGCCUCGCUUUAUGGCAGUGGACUCCUGCUGACAGCUGUGGCUGUUGGACGUUAUCUGAGUAUUGCUUUUCCCAUCAGCUAUAAACUUUAUCGCCGUGCUCGUACAUCCUGCAUGAUCAGCGCUCUGUUGUGGGCUAUAGUGCUUUUGCAUCUCAGCUUAGCUUUGGUAGCAGAGAAAGGGGCCUACUUUGUGUCUCCGUUCAUGCCAAACACUUCAAAGUGCUAUGAGAACUUUACGCGGGAGCAGUUGGACGUGCUGUUGCCACUGCGCCUUGAAAUGGCAGUACUGCUGUUUGCCGUGCCACUCCUGCUAUCUGUGUUCUGCACACUGCGCUGUCUAGCGUUGGUCAAACGUUCAUGCCUUUCGGCUGGCAGCAAACGCCGCAUCCUGGCUAUGGAACUAUCAGCGCUCAUGGUCUUUGUGGUAUGCUACACACCGUACAACGUAUCUCACGUGGUUGGUUUCAUCACGGACAGCAACAUGCACUGGAGGCGUGAGGCCAUUGUCUCCAGCUGCUGCAAUGUCUUCCUGGAGCCUGUGGUGAUGCUGAUGCUGUCGCCCUCAAGGCCGAAGGACCUGCUCUGCAAAGUGUGCUCGAAGCAGAACCCCAAACAACACCAGGUGAAGGAAACUCUGCAAAGAGCGACGACAUCAGUCAAAGGACAGUUAGAUCCUGAAUCUGUGAAAGCAACUUGAUAAUAAAAAAAUUAAAGCCGAGCUUCGCAAAGGUAACCGAGUUACUCUUCCUAAAUUCAACAAAGAUUUGAGGUGGAUAGGAGACAUACUGGAAUAUCAUGCACCAAAACAUAUAUGCUUAUGGAACUUUAAAAAUGUAUUAUAGAUCCACAAAACAAAGAGAGUAAGUAUUUAUAAAAGGUGCUUUUAAUAUUAGAUUAAUACCAAAGCUUAUUAGGUCUAUUUGAUGGCCUGUACAUAGUCUUAUGCACAUAACAAGUCUCUAAAAGGAUCUGAAAAACUGUGCAACAAUAAAAACAAUAACACAUUUAUACUGCUAUAAAUGUAUAUUUAUAUUGCGGUACAUUGAUCCUGUAUCAUUACAGUGUGGGAAAGAGAUAAUAUCAUGAGCAAUGUAAGAUAUACAGCAGAAAUGUUUAUUUUAACACAAUGUGUCACAAUUAUUAAUGCUUAAUAAUUGCACUAUCUGUUGUUACCCAGAUGGGGACGACUUCCAUUUACAGUCGUCUCAUGUACCUUUUUCUUGCCAGUGUCGCCUCCAGCUUUCUCAGGAGAGAUCAAUUUAAAUGUAAAUUUUUGUAAAGCUGCUUUGUGACAAUGUUCACUGUUAACACAAUAUAGAAAUAAAACUGAAUUGUCCUGAAAUGAAUGGAGAAAAAAACAAAUCAGUUGAACACAAUUCCCCCCAAAAUAAAAUAAAAUCUAGGGGUACAGCAGAACAGCCAUGAAGAGACUGAAAAUUAUAUUCAAGACAUGAAUGAACAAGAAGUCCUGUAAUUUAAAUCGCCUAAAUAAAUCAGCGGACUGUGGACAUUAAAUACUCUCAAGAAAUGAGAGAAAUAUAUUGCACAAUCCUGCUUGAAAGCGCAGAAUUUUGAAAUCUGUUUUUAUUGUAUAGAGAUAAUGAUUACACUUUAUCUGUUGAUAACUGUUGUCUGCACUGAGGUGGCAAUUACACUGUUUUCACCCUAAGGUUUAUUAAUUUAGUGUUAUUGUGUUUUUGUGUUAGCUCAGAACAUUCGGUGAUGUUUAAUCGUGUUCAUAUCUACAAUUUAAUAUACAGACUUCAAUUGAAUGUCUCUGAAUUGUGAAAAUCCACUUGUAAAAGCUGAUUAAUGAGCGUUUGGAAGUUUCCAGUUCCUGUUUUAUCUAAUGAUCAUUAAUGGUCUGUUCUUUGAAAGUGUUAUUAUUGUUGUUAAGUGUUAUAAUAAUAGUCCAUUAA
Molecule: messenger RNA, 5172 nt
Organism: Tachysurus fulvidraco (yellow catfish)
Lineage: Eukaryota; Metazoa; Chordata; Actinopteri; Siluriformes; Bagridae
Product: free fatty acid receptor 2
Exons: 1
Coding region: 2985-3950 (321 amino acids)
Biological process (GO): positive regulation of calcium ion transport; response to fatty acid; positive regulation of insulin secretion
Cellular component (GO): plasma membrane
Molecular function (GO): bioactive lipid receptor activity
Source: RefSeq, a predicted model, not a curated record